Messenger RNA from Chenopodium quinoa (quinoa), 615 nucleotides. Its product is annotated as GEM-like protein 1. The transcript has a single exon. The record is from RefSeq and is a predicted model, not a curated record. Lineage: Eukaryota; Viridiplantae; Streptophyta; Magnoliopsida; Caryophyllales; Amaranthaceae. Bases 1 to 615 code for a protein of 204 amino acids.
AUGAACAACACUACCACCAUGACCGUUCCCGGAAACCCCUACCUCCACGCUUCCCCCGCUCCACCGCCAUCAUCAUCUUCCGACACCUUCAACAAUCUUGGACGUAAACUCGAAACCGCCACCAAAAAAGCCGAAACCUUCGCUGGUAACCUCUACAACCACCUCAGAACCGGACCCGGGUUAGUCGAUGUUGCCAUGACACGGAUCGAGCAGGCAGGUCGUGUCAUCGCCGAUGGCGGUUGCGACAAUGUUUUCCGCCGAGAGUUUGGGAGUGUCAAUGGUGAGAAGCUUAAGAAGACUUAUGCUUGUUAUCUGUCCACCACUAGCGGGCCGGUGAUGGGUACGCUUUAUGUAUCGAAUAAGCGAAUUGGGUUUCGGAGUGAUUCGCAGGUUUGGAGUGGACCGGUUGGCGGGCCAGGCCAGUGGGUUUACUACAAGGUGAUGGUGAUGUUGGAUCAGGUGUUGGCUAUGAACCCAUCGUCGAACCCGAAUAAGCCGGCUGAGAAGUAUAUUGAGAUCUUGACUAAGGAUGGACAUGAAUUUUGGUUUAUGGGGUUCAUUUCAUAUGAUCAGGCUCUUAAGAAUUUGUACAAGUCUCUUCAACAUUGUACUUGA